CACAAUUCAGUUCCAUACAAUUGUUUUAGUUCGAUUAGCCCUCAAUUCACGCCAAACAUAGCCUUGUGUGUUCAAAGGGGACUAACCUCUGGUUUCCUGCUUCUGCUAGACGAGGUGCUCCGAGCUGUGAGUGGGUUGUUGAGUUAUAGGGUUUCUGCGCAUCGUAAAGAGGAAGAGGAGGAGAAUGAUUAUCAGGACCCCACCGUCACGGAAGCGUAGGGUGGAGUCGGAGGUGAAGCCCGUGGAUGACAAUAUCCCCGUUUCAUUUAGUCAGCAGCUGGUCACCUUUGAGGAUGAACCUUCAGCGCUGGAAUCAUCUCAGGACCAUCAUUUCACCUCCGAACAGAUGCUUUGCACUUACCAAUGCCGUCAAAUGGUGAAGUCAGAGUUUUUGGAUGCCUUGAGCAGUGCAGAGAAGCAAGCACAAGAUUAUCGUUCCCAAUUCGAAGCUUUAAAUGAUGAAUUGCGCAAAGCUGCUGCUGAAAGGAAGACCUUUCGUGAUCAAUUCCUUUAUACCGAACAAGAGCUGGCUGCUGCUAAAGGACGCGAAGAAUCUCUUCAAGAGCAGCUCUUGAAGGAGAUUGAUUCUUCUCAGGAACGGCUUACAAAGCAACUUCAGCUAUACAGUGACCUUGAGCUGAAGUUCCAACACGAAAAGAAUCUUCGUGCAAAGGCAGAGUCUGCAGCUGCUUCCGCCGAAGAAAAAGCAAGCCUCAGUGAGAGAAAAUUCAUUAAUCUUUCCGAAAACGUAGAAAAUGAGAGAAAGCGCCUGCGUAAUGAACUUGAAGUGCUAAAAACAGAAUCCACGUUUUCAAUCUCCAGAUUAAGUAAAAAUCUUGAAAGAAUGGAGUGCAGAGCUGUGAAUGCCGAGCAAGAAUCACUCAUACUAAAGGGACAGUUGCAAGAUCUUAGAGUGCGACUGAAUGAGUGCAUGGAGCAAAAAGGGGAACUGGAGAAGAAGCUGUCUGGUUUCACCAUUCAAGAAAGUUCUUCCAAUGGUAAUGAUAUUUUGGUCAAGCAUCUGCAAGAUGAACUAAGGAACUAUGAAGCUGAAGUGCGUGAAGCUAGAAAGCUAAAAUCAUCUCAUGAGAACAUUGCUCUAUUGAAGGAAAAGUUACUUGAAGAAAAAGGUCGAAGGGAUAGAGCAGAGUCAGAGUUAGUUAAACUAGCAGAUCUACAGGUGACUGUUAAAAAGUUGGAGGAUGAACUGUCUACUUGGAAGUCAACAUUGCUAGAUUUACCUGGUGUCUCAUGUGCUGAUGAUGUACCUCAUAAGUUUGCCUCUCUACAAAAAGAGGUUCUUGAUAGCAUGGAAAAAAUGGGUGAGGCUCAGGCAAGUUUGAAACAAAUGGAGGUGGCUUUGGACACUGCAAAGCUUGAUAAAAGCAUGUUUGAAACUGAGUACAACCUGGCAAAGGAAACAUCUGAAUUAUUAAAUUCAGAGUUGAAGAGGGCUGAAUUGAUGCUUGCUUCCGCUUUAGAGGAAAGAGAUCGCUUAAAGCGUAUGGUUGAUGAGCUGAGGACACAAAGGAGCAUGGGUGCUGGCAUUGAGAGCUCCACUGGAACUCUUGUUCAGGAGCUUGAAGCAACUCUGGCUAAGAAGGACAGUUGUAUAAUGGAACUUGAGAGCAGUUUAUCUGAACAAAGGGGGGUUAAUAUUCGUCAGCUUAAUGAACUAAAGUUGUUGAAUGACAAACUGGGCAAUGAAGCAAGGAGAAUAAAAUCAUUAGAGAGAGAAGGUGACCUGUUACGAUCUGAGAUUGCUCUAUUGGAAUCCAAGCUAGGGCAUGGUGAUUAUUCAUCAUCAAAUACAAAGGUUCUGCAAGUGGUCAACACCGUUGGGGUAGAUAAUGACACAAAGAAACUAUAGAGGCUCUGCAGAACGAGCUACAGAAGACCAAGGAGAAGUUACAGGCUAUUGAAGAGUUCAAGCUGUUGUGUCAAUUUCAUUUAAAAAAUCAACAAUUUCACAUAAUUUUAUACACUUGUAAUGUCCCAAAUUAGUUAAUCCUCUUUAAAUCAUGUUGACAAUCAAUGUUAGUUACUUCAGCUUGUGAUAGAUGAUCAGCUGCGUGCAGAUGGAAUUCCAGUGACAGAAUUUACACUUCAAUCUAUGAUCUAAUGAUCUAUCUAUGCUCUUAGUAAGCUGUAAGCUGGACUGCUGGACUUCAUGAAUGCUUCAUCUUUUGUUCUUCUCA
This is a messenger RNA of Cuscuta epithymum, 2198 nucleotides long. The record is from the annotation of a GenBank genome assembly. NCBI's taxonomy places the organism in Eukaryota, Viridiplantae, Streptophyta, Magnoliopsida, Solanales, Convolvulaceae.